AUGGAAGAUGAAAUUGAAUCAGUUUUGCAGGAGCGGAUAAUGGUUUUGGAUGGAGGCAUGGGUACCAUGAUCCAGCAACGUGCUCUGUCAGAAGAGGAUUUCCGAGGGCAUGAAUUUAAAGAUCAUUCCAGGCCUUUGAAAGGCAAUAAUGACCUUCUCAGUAUAACUCAACCUGAUAUAAUCUGUGACAUACACAAGGAAUACUUGCUGUCAGGUGCUGACAUCAUUGAAACGAACACUUUCAGCAGUACUCGAGUUGCACAAGCUGACUAUGGCCUUGAGCAUUUGGCAUAUCGGUUAAACAAAGUGUCUGCACAGGUGGCCAGAAAAGCAGCAGAUGAUGUAACUGCUCAGACAGGCAUUAGGAGAUAUGUUGCUGGAGCCAUGGGUCCAACAAACAGGACGCUCUCUGUGUCACCGUCUGUGGAGAGACCAGAUUACAGGAACAUAACUUUUGAUGAACUGGUUGAAGCCUAUAAGGAACAAGCCAAAGGACUUUUGGAUGGAGGAGUUGAUAUCUUAUUAGUGGAAACCAUAUUUGAUACAGCCAAUGCCAAGGCAGCUAUUUUUGCGCUCCAGAUGUUGUUUGAGGAAGAGUAUGCUCCCCGACCCAUAUUUGUUUCUGGAACCAUUGUGGAUAAAAGUGGACGUACCCUCUCAGGCCAGACAGGAGAGGCAUUUGUCAUUAGUGUUUCCCAUAGUAAGCCACUUUGUAUCGGCUUAAAUUGUGCUUUAGGGGCAGUUGAAAUGCGACCAUUCAUUGAAACAAUUGGAAAAUGUACAACAGCCUACAUCAUCUGUUACCCCAAUGCAGGUCUUCCCAAUACUUUUGGUGGUUAUGAUGAAACUCCAGAAGUGACUGCCAAGCAUAUAAAGAAUUUUGCUUUGGAUGGUUUGGUCAACAUAGUUGGAGGUUGCUGUGGUACUACACCAGCACAUAUCAGGAGAAUUGCCGAAGCUGUGAAAUUCUGUCAGCCUCGCGUUCCACCUUCUCUCUCUCAAGGAUACAUGCUGCUGUCAGGUCUGGAGCCAUUCAGGAUUGGGCCGUACACCAACUUCGUUAAUAUUGGCGAACGCUGCAAUGUUGCAGGAUCACGGAAGUUUGCUAAGCUCAUCACGGCAGGCAACUAUGAAGAAGCCCUGAGUGUAGCCAAAUUGCAAGUUGAGAUGGGGGCCCAGGUUCUUGACAUCAAUAUGGAUGAUGGGAUGCUGGAUGGCCCUGCUGCAAUGACCAGAUUUUGUAACUUGAUUUCUUCAGAACCUGAUAUUGCAAAGGUGCCGUUAUGCAUUGACUCCUCAAAUUUUUCAGUGAUUGAAGCAGGUUUGAAAUGUUGCCAAGGGAAAUGCAUUGUAAACAGCAUCAGUCUGAAGGAAGGUGAGGAAGACUUUUUGGAGAAAGCAAGGAAAAUUAAGUUGUAUGGAGCAGCUGUAGUUGUCAUGGCUUUUGAUGAAAUGGGGCAGGCAACAGAAACAGAAACCAAGAUUGCAAUCUGUUCCAGAGCUUAUCACCUCCUUGUGGAAAAAGUGCACUUCAAUCCAAAUGAUAUAAUAUUUGAUCCUAAUAUUUUGACCAUAGGAACUGGAAUGGAAGAACAUAACCUGUAUGCCAUUAAUUUUAUCAAUGCUACUAAAACCAUAAAAGAAACACUGCCGGGAGCCAGGAUAAGUGGAGGUCUUUCCAAUCUGUCUUUCUCCUUUCGAGGAAUGGAUGCUAUUCGAGAAGCAAUGCAUGGGGUGUUCCUUUACCACGCAAUUAAGUAUGGCAUGGACAUGGGAAUUGUGAAUGCUGGGAAUCUGCCAGUGUAUGAUGAUAUCCAGAAGGAAUUGCUACAGCUGUGUGAGAAUCUAAUCUGGAACAAAGAUCCUGAUGCGACAGAGAAACUUUUACAUUAUGCUCAAAAUCAUGCCCAAGGAGGAAGAAAAGUUGUACAGACCGAUGAGUGGCGGAAAAGCUCUGUGGAGGAAAGGCUGGAAUAUGCUCUCACAAAGGGCAUUGAGAAGUAUGUCACUGCAGAUACAGAAGAAGCAAGAUUAAAUCAGCAAAAAUAUCCUAGACCUCUAAAUGUAAUUGAAGGGCCUUUGAUGAAUGGCAUGAAAAUCGUUGGUGAUCUUUUUGGUGCUGGAAAGAUGUUUCUGCCUCAGGUGAUAAAGUCUGCUCGAGUUAUGAAGAAAGCAGUUGGCCACCUUAUUCCCUACAUGGAAAAAGAAAGAGAGGAAAGGAGAGCCAAACAGGGCAGCAUAGAGGAAGAGGAUCCUUAUCAUGGCACAAUAGUACUAGCAACUGUGAAAGGAGAUGUACAUGAUAUCGGCAAGAACAUUGUGGGAGUCGUUCUGGGCUGCAACAACUUCAGAGUUAUUGAUUUAGGAGUCAUGACUCCAUGUGAUAAGAUAUUGAGAGCUGCUGUUGAGAACAAAGCAGAUAUAAUUGGCCUAUCUGGUCUCAUCACCCCUUCUUUGGAUGAAAUGAUUUUUGUCGCCAAGGAAAUGGAGAGAUUGGCAAUAAAGAUUCCUUUGCUGAUUGGAGGAGCAACUACUUCUAAAACACACACAGCUGUUAAAAUUGCCCCACGAUAUAGCGCACCUGUAAUUCAUGUCCUGGAUGCAUCCAAGAGUGUUGUGGUUUGCUCCCAGCUCUUAGACGAAAGUGUAAAGGAUGAUUUCUUUGAAGAAAUAUUAGAGGAAUAUGAAGAAAUUAGACAAGAACACUAUGAGUCUCUCAAGGAAAGAAGAUACUUGCCUCUACAGCAAGCUAGAAGAAAAGGUUUCCAUAAUGACUGGUUAUCAGGCCAUAAACCAGUUAAACCGAAAUUCAUCGGCACAAAAGUCUUUGAAGAUUAUGACCUGAAGAGGCUGGUAGAAUACAUUGACUGGAAGCCUUUCUUUGAUGUCUGGCAGCUUAGGGGAAAGUAUCCCAACCGGGGUUUCCCUAAAGUCUUUAAUGAUAAAACUGUAGGUGAAGAAGCAAAGAGAGUUUAUAAUGAUGCUCAAAAUCUACUGAAAAUGUUGAUUAAUCAAAAGAAAUUACAAGCCAGAGGUGUGGUUGGGUUCUGGCCAGCUCAAAGUGUUCAAGAUGAUAUCCACUUAUAUGCUGUAGAAGAGGCAGUGGGAUCUUCAGAACCAAUAGCAAAAUUUUAUGGCUUGAGGCAACAGGCUGAAAAGGACUCUGCCUGUACAGAUCCAUAUUACUGCCUCUCUGACUUCAUAGCACCACUGGAUUCUGGCAUUUGUGACUACUUAGGCCUGUUUGCUGUGGCCUGCUUUGGUGUAGAUGAGUUAUGCAAUGAAUUCAGGAAACAGGAUGAUGAAUACAACAUCAUAAUGGUAAAGGCUCUUGGCGAUCGGUUGGCAGAGGCAUUUGCUGAGGAGCUCCAUGAAAGGGUUCGAAGGGAAUUCUGGGCUUACUGUAGUACUGAGCAGCUAGAUCUCUCUGACCUACGCAGAAUUAAAUAUGAGGGAAUUCGCCCUGCCCCUGGAUAUCCAAGCCAGCCUGACCAUACAGAAAAACUCACCAUGUGGAAACUUGCAAACAUUGAGGAAACAACAGGAAUUGGUUUAACUGAAUCACUAGCAAUGAUACCUGCUUCUGCAGUUUCUGGCCUCUACUUUUCCAGUCCCAAAUCCAAAUAUUUUGCUGUUGGCAAGAUAUGUAAAGAUCAGGUUGAAGAUUAUGCACUGAGAAAAAAUUUGUCUGUGGCAGAGGUGGAGAAGUGGCUGGGACCCAUUUUGGGAUAUGAUACUGAGUAACUGUGACACUUGUGGGCGAACAUUUUUUUUUUUUUUGAUGAUCUAUUCACCAG
Nipponia nippon (crested ibis) is the source of this 3797-nucleotide messenger RNA. The record is from RefSeq and is a predicted model, not a curated record. NCBI's taxonomy places the organism in Eukaryota, Metazoa, Chordata, Aves, Pelecaniformes, Threskiornithidae.